This is a messenger RNA of Lindgomyces ingoldianus, 1611 nucleotides long. RefSeq names its product MFS general substrate transporter. Lineage: Eukaryota; Fungi; Ascomycota; Dothideomycetes; Pleosporales; Lindgomycetaceae. The transcript has a single exon. Gene Ontology annotation, cellular component: membrane. The record is from RefSeq and is a predicted model, not a curated record. Gene Ontology annotation, biological process: carbohydrate transport; transmembrane transport. Bases 1 to 1611 code for a protein of 536 amino acids. Gene Ontology annotation, molecular function: carbohydrate:proton symporter activity.
AUGACAGAUAGCUCAUCAAACGCGUCACUUGUGACCGGCAAGCCCAAUACGCCAAAGGGGACUAAGGACGACGAGCACAAGUCAGCACCCCUCGGUAAAUCAGUCAAGCAGUACUCGACGCUAGUCUGGUGGAUGCUGGGCUUGUCUAUCGCCAUCCUGUACAGUGGCUACGAUUCUGUCAUUCUUGGAACACUCAACGCUGUGGACGCGUAUCAGCGCGACUGGGGAGAGUGGAUGUUUAACGAUGACCCGAAGCCAGAGAAGGCGAAAUGGGAAUGGACCAUUCCAGCGUUAUGGCUCUCGCUUUGGGAUGGAAUAGGCCCGCUUGGUCAGAUAGCCGGAACCGCACUCGGGGGCUGGCUUGUAGAUCGAAGGGGUCGAAGGUUCUGCCUUAUGGUGGGUAGCACUAUCGGUAUAGUCGCUAUCCUAGAACUAUUUUUCUCAAACAGGCCCGCGGACAAGGAGUGGAGGCGCAUCAUGCUCCUCAUAGGCAAGGUCCUCCAAGGCUUUGGGCUUGGAAUCAUCAAGAUUGGGACUAUUACAUACAUGUCCGAAGUCACUCCUACAAAGCUGAAGGGUCCGAUCAUGUCUUUGAUUCCCACCUUCACUCUUUUCGGGCAGUUUAUCGGUGCCAUCAUCAUUUAUGUUGUCUCGGAAGAUUUGAAUCCCCGAUCAUACCUGAUCGCUCUAGGAUCUCAAUGGGCAGUCGCCAUUCCACCUUUCAUAAUGGCUUUCAUCUUGCCCGAGUCCCCGGCUUACCUGCUCCUCAAGAAUGAUAAGAGCGGCGCUCUCACAUCAUUCAGGCGGCUCUUGGGCCCUAAGAAUGAUGCCAAGGCAGCGGUUGACAUAAUGGAACACACCAUUGAAGAGGAGGCCAGGAAUGCGGUCAGCGCUACGUAUUGGGACUGCUUCAACGCCGCUAAUCGCCGCCGGACCUUAAUCGUUAUGUUCGCAGGCUGUAUCGAGUUCUUCUUUGGUCUAUCGCUCCUAUCAUCCGUCAGCUAUUUCCUCCAGCAAAUGGAUAUGGAAAGCGGUAAAAGUAUCCUUUUCCUGAUCGGCGGAAUUUUCAUUGGUACCCUCGCCAAUCUCGGUUCGUCCUGGACCAUCAGUCACUUUGGACGUAGACAGCUGGUCACGACCUCGUUUCUCAUCGCUGCCGGGCUGUGGGGUGUCAUGGGUUUUGCAGGAAUCAAACAGUUCCCUUGGACAGCUUGGCUCGCGGGAGGACUCUGCACAGCGAUCAUCAUUGUCUGCGGUCUUGGGUGCUGGCCCGCAUCCUACGCUAUCCUUGGAGAGACGAGUUCUCUUCGUCUGCGCUCCAAGACUAUGUCCCUUGGAAGCUUGAUGAAUAACCUGACUGGCAUCCUGGCAAACUUCGUGCAGCCUUUCCUCUAUAAUCCGGAUGCCUUAGACUUGGGCGCGAAAACCGGUUUCGCGUUUGCAGGAUUAAGUCUGGUUGGCGCGACUUUCACGUAUUUGUUUGUCCCGGAGCUGAAGGGGAGGAGUGCGCUUGAGAUUGACAACUUCUUUGCGAAGGGAGUUCGGGCAAUCGGGUCCACGAAAUGGCGAGAUACGCAUGAGGAAGUACCGUUAGAUGAUACUAGAUCGUAG